UACUCAUCAGCUGCAUAACCAGCCAGUCUUAACAUAUGGUUCCAAUCGCAAAGAUUUAAUAUACCGAAACCUUGUGAUGUUGGUGCUCUCUGCGCGACUUUGAAGAAAGAAAAAAAGAAAAGAUUUUUUGUUCUUAUUCUGAUUCGUUUGAAUGAAAUCAAAAUAAUUUUGUCUUGCUGGCUGGUAGAAUACUCUUGAUGGUAAUAUGCUUGUUACACGAAUAAAACCGUAUUACAACGAUUACAACCCGGAAAUUCUUCAUGCAAAAUUUGUGCGAAUGAUGUGACACCGUCAAUGGUCCACAUGGUCUAUGAUGGUCGGAUGGCGCUUAUUGAUUUUCGUAAUUCAUGCAUUGCUGUUAAAUUUACCAACUAGUGGUGUUCAUUGCAACAUCUUUCAAACUAUGUUCGGUCUGCCGUCGCAGUGCGUGCACUACAAUGUCAUUCAUCCGUGUAAGCUCUCGUUUUCGUGUUGGCUGCAAGGUGGCGUACACGCGACCGGAUGCGGUAGCAAUAAAUGGCUGUUCUCGUGUUGCGUAACGGAAAAUGACAUGUUCGCCGCGUCCGAGUACGGAAUUCGAAAUAAAAACGCAAAGCCACCGCCGCCGUCGAAUUUGAAAUUUUUUCGGAAAAAUAUACUGCGCCGACGAACGGACGAUGUGAAUCAAGUAGAAUGUGGAAUAGCGAAAACGUCAGAGAACACAAUUCAAAAGCGAAUAAUCGGCGGGCGGCCAGCAUACUUUGCUGAAUAUCCUUGGCAGGCGCACAUUCGAAUCGCUGAAUAUCAGUGUGGUGGAGUGCUGGUGUCCCGACAAUACAUAGCAACGGCAGCUCAUUGUAUACAGCAAGCAAGGACCAAGGACAUUGUCGUGUAUUUAGGGGAACUGGACACUCAAAAUUCGGGGUUCACAUUGGAGCCACUGGCAGCUGAAAAACAUCGUGUCAGCAAGAAAAUCGUCCAUCCAAAAUUCCAGUUCCGGAUCACACAACCCGACCGAUAUGAUUUAGCGUUGCUGCAACUGGCCACUCCAACUACCUACAAGAGUCACAUCUUGCCCAUUUGUUUGCCAACAUCUUCGAUUGAUCUGACUGGUAAAAAGGGAAUCAUUGCCGGUUGGGGAAAGACGAAGGCAAAUAUGGGACACACCGGCACCAACAUCCUUCAAAGUGCAUCCGUACCGAUACUGAGCACUUUUGAAUGCAUUUACUGGCACGAAAGCAAGCAGAUCAGUGUGGAACUUUUCGAUGAAAUGCUGUGUGCGGGACAUUCGGAUGGUCAUCAAGACGCUUGCUUAGGCGACUCCGGUGGCCCGUUAAUAAUAAAGCACAAGGGUCGGUUCACACUGGUUGGAAUAACAAGCGCUGGUUUUGGCUGUGGCAUCGAUCAUCAACCUGGCAUUUAUCAUAACGUACAAUUGACAUCCAAAUGGAUACAAGAAAUAAUUUUUUAGAAUUAUACAUGUUCGCACAAUUAGAUGGUUGGAAGCUGCAACUGUAGGCGGAACACACAGGGGUAUAGAGGUCAAAAUAUCGGAAAUUUUGAUGAUUGUUCGUGAUAUCUUUUUUGUUUAAUUAAUUUUUUUACUGGAUAUAAUGUGACGGGACCGGGACUACUUUUUUAAACUCCAUUUUUGUUGUGUAUUUUGAUGAAUUUAUUUUAAAUAAACAAAAGUCUUUAGCAAAAAGUGUAUA
Bradysia coprophila is the source of this 1691-nucleotide messenger RNA. Its product is annotated as chymotrypsinogen B. The record is from RefSeq and is a predicted model, not a curated record. Gene Ontology annotation, biological process: proteolysis. Gene Ontology annotation, molecular function: serine-type endopeptidase activity. NCBI's taxonomy places the organism in Eukaryota, Metazoa, Arthropoda, Insecta, Diptera, Sciaridae.